Messenger RNA from Drosophila mojavensis, 1552 nucleotides. Its product is annotated as serine/arginine repetitive matrix protein 5. NCBI's taxonomy places the organism in Eukaryota, Metazoa, Arthropoda, Insecta, Diptera, Drosophilidae. The transcript has 2 exons. The record is from RefSeq and is a predicted model, not a curated record. Bases 178 to 1065 code for a protein of 295 amino acids.
AAUUUAACUGGGAAACUGCACAGUUAAGCUGUUCAAAGUAAUUAGAUUUGCUCUAGGCCGUUGGUUGGAAUUUGGCAGUGUGACCUUGCUGUGUCUAGCACAGUAAUGUCAAAGUGCACUCUCCAGCAAGCCGGCUGCAAAUAAUUCUUAUUGCAAAUUUCACAAAUUGAAAUUGAAAUGUCCACUAGCCAGGAGGCACUGCGUGAGUAUGUAGCUAAGAGCAGAGCGCAACUGCAGCAACUACUGCAACGGCUCAAUUGGACGGAGGAAGGCGUGCAGAAGUUGCAUCGCCCGGUGUCCCAACCAGACGAAGUCGUCGUCGAGCAGCUGCCACCAAGUUGCUGCACUGCAGCAGAGCACAGUGUACAGUUAAAUGCUACACUGCUGCAGCAACUGUUGCCAGGCAAACAGCUCACUCCAGUUGAUUCUUUCGCGGAUUUGCAAUUGAACUAUAGCUCCCAAGAGAAGCUGAUCCUCUACGAGCACGUGCUCAGCUGCACGCCACGACAGCGGCUCAGCUUCGAGCAGCAGGCGGAUUUCGCUGAGCUCGUGGCAGAGACAAAGAGAGCGCAUCAGAGAGCGAGAAGGCAUCGCAAGAGCAAGAUGACAUUGCUGGAGGAGAUGCAGCAGCUCGUGCACCUGCAAAUGCAGGCACUAAAGCACCAGCAGCAGAAGCAACAGGAGCAGCAGCGUCUAUCUGACAGAGAUCACAGGGAAUGGAGGAAGCCGGAGAAACGGGAUGGCAGAGGAAGGAGUAGAAGCAGAAGUAGGAGUAGGAGUCGAAAGAAGAAAAGCAGAAAGAGCAGGAGUAGAAGUAAUCCGAGAAACAGUCACAAUCCCAGUAAGAGCAGCAGCAGUCGAAGGAGCAACAGAAACUCGAGCAGUCACAAUCACAGGAGCAGCCGCACCCCAGACAGAAGACGUGGGAGAAGUCAAAGUCGAAGUCCGAGUCGGAGACGCAGUAGAAAUAAAAAUCCGAAACGCAGCCGAAGACACAGUCCCAGUUCCAGCAAUCGAGAAACGAGUCGAAGGAGUAGUCCCAGGCGUGACCCAAUCUCAUGUUGAAGCGACAAUCAAAUGAGACGAACAGAAGGAGCGACCGGAGAGUCCAAGUCAAAGAUGGACCUGCAGCAGUUGAGGAGCGCAUAGGUUUGCUGUCACUUCGCUGUGGAAUCAAAGCAUCAAUCCGAGUUGAAGGUAUUAUCGAACAAUGUGUGGAGGCGCGAUCCGAAGGGGAAAUGCAGGCAUCAGACGGAGAUGAAGCAGCAGUGAGGAAACUGAGCAGCGGUCCUAGUCGACGAGUCCGAAUGGAAGCAGCGCGACAACACGAGUGCUAGAGGAGAAGCACCAGCGAAUCCAACCUCUAUCCGGCCACAAACGCAAUAUUUGACAUUAGGAUUUGACUUGUUAAUAGUUUUAAUAGCAAUUAAAUUAUUAUAAAGCGCCACUGUUCUCUGCAGACCGGAACUGGAGCAAGUGCAUCGCAUGCGUUUGCGUGUGGAUGGCUUUGCUUCACUUGGUGGAGACGCGUGUGCGCUUAUUCCAUGAGAAA